AUGGGUGACUCGCUCGAGGCAACAAUGCCCAGCAUGGGCAGCGAGCAGCCACCAUCAGUGGAGGCGGAGACCGUAGCCAUUAUCGAUUUCGACAAUUUUUCCAACUAUCUCCGCAAGGCGAUUACGGUACUGCUGCCGGAGGAUGAUAUGAAAUCGUUUGGUCCGCUAAACGCUGCCCUCGAGGACAGUGUCAAUCAGGACUGCAUUCGAAAGUUUAUCUCCGAUCCGCAAACGCAGGCACUGUACAUCCAGCGGAACUGUUUUAAAGAUGAUGAGAAUGAGCCACCGACUGAGGGUGAAGAAGAAAAAGACUCCAUUACGUACUACUUCGGUAACGAUGUCCACUUCACCAACCAGCGCAUGGCAUCAUUGGUGUGCAUCAAGCGUGGCGGAUUGAUCGAAGCGGACAAAUCGAUUCACACGCAGGUUCGGCUGAUUAAUUUCUCCGAAGGUUCGCCGUAUGAGACGUUGCAUGCCUUUAUCAGCAAAACGCUCGCACCGUACUUCAAGAGCUACGUGAAGGAAUCGGGCCGUGCGGACCGUGAUGGGGACAAGAUGGCACCGUCGGUUGAAAAGAAGCUAGCCGAGUUGGAGAUGGGACUGUUGCAUCUGCAGCAAAACAUCGACAUUCCCGAGGUGACGCUCAACAUUAACAGCACGGUUGCGCAGGUCGUAAAGAAAUGUGCCGACGAGCAGCGCAAAGCCAAGAUUACCGACUUUGGCGAUAAGGUGCAAGACUCCACCUUCCUGAACACGCUCCAGAACGGGGUGAACCGGUGGAUCAAGGAGAUCCAGAAAGUGACGAAACUGGACCGUGAUCCAUCGUCCGGGACGGCUCUGCAGGAGAUUUCGUUCUGGCUGAAUCUGGAGCGUGCUUUGCACCGUAUUCAGGAAAAGCGUGAAUCGCCGGAGGUUGCGCUGACGCUCAACAUCCUGAAGCACGGCAAACGCUUCCACGCGACUGUUUCGUUCGACACGGACACCGGACUGAAGCAAACGUUGGCAAUGGUGGCAGACUACAAUCCGCUGAUGAAGGACUUCCCGAUCAACGAUCUGCUUUCGGCUACCGAGCUCGACAAGAUACGGCAGGCAGUUCACUCGAUCUUCAACCAUCUGCGUAAGAUCCGUAACACCAAGUACCCGAUCCAGCGCUGCCUUCGUUUAAUCGAAGCGAUCUCGCGCGAUCUUAGCCAGCAGCUGCUGAAGGUACUCGGUACGCGUCGUCUGAUGCACAUUCCGUUCGACGAGUUCGAGCGGGUAAUGAACCAGUGCUUCGAAGUGUUCAGCUGCUGGGACGACGAGUACGAUAAGUUGCUCGGUACGCUGCGCGAAAUUGUCAAACGUAAGCGCGACGAGCACAUCAAAAUGGUGUGGCGCAUUUCGCCGGCACACAAAAUACUGCAGCAACGUAUGGAGCAUAUGCGCAAGUUCCGUCGGCAGCACGAACAGCUGCGUACGGUGAUCGUGCGUGUGCUACGUCCCGCUCGUCAACCAUCGUCAGCUCUUUCCGGUGCUGGCGAUACCGGUGUCGGUGGAGAGGGAAAGCAACCGUACAGUCUCGAUACGGCCGAUGCAAACGCCAUCGAGGAGGUUAAUCUGGCGUACGAAAAUGUGAAGGAGAUAGAGUGUCUGGACAUUUCGAAGGAAGGUUCGGAAGCGUGGGAUGCGGCGAUUAAGCGGUACGAGGAACGUAUCGAUCGGGUGGAGGCACGCAUUACGGCCCAUCUGCGCGAUCAGCUCGGUACGGCGAAAAAUGCGAACGAAAUGUUCCGCAUCUUUUCUCGCUUCAAUGCGCUGUUCGUACGGCCGCACAUUCGCGGUGCAAUACGCGAGUACCAGACGCAGUUGAUUCAGCGUGUAAAGGACGAUAUUGAGGCAUUGCAUGAAAAGUUCAAGGUGCAAUACCCGCAAAGUAAGAGCUGCCGGUUGUCGGUAGUGCGAGAUUUGCCGCCCGUGGCCGGUUCGAUCAUAUGGGCUCGUCAAAUCGAUAACCAAUUGACGAUGUAUCUGAAGCGCGUCGAAGACGUGCUGGGUCGUGGUUGGGAAUCGCAUAUCGAUGGUCAGAAGCUUAAGGCAGACGGGGACAGCUUCCGGGCGAAGCUUUCAACUGCCGAAGUGUUUCAGGAUUGGGCCCGUAAGGUGCAGGAACGUAACACGGGCAUCACGGGUCGAAUUUUCUCUAUCGAAGCCACCCGAUCCCGGACCGGGCGGGGUAAUACGUUACGUUUACGGGUAAAUUUCCUGCCGGAAAUUAUCACCCUUUACAAGGAGGUGCGUAACCUGAAGAGCUUAGGCUUCCGCGUACCGUUAGCGAUCGUGAACAAAGCGCAUCAAGCCAAUCAGCUGUAUCCGUUCGCGAUCUCGCUGAUCGAAAGUAUUCGUACGUACGAGCGGACACUCGAGAAGCUAAACAAUAGGACAUUAGCACAAAAUUCAGUAUUUAAGAUUGAAGAUCGGGCCAGCAUCAUACCGCUGGUGGCUGGACUGCGCAAGGAGGUAUUAUCACUCAUCUCCGAAGGUAUUGCUCUCGUCUGGGAGAGUUACAAGCUGGAUCCGUACGUGCAACGCCUGUCGGAGAAUGUGGUCUCGUUCCAGGAGAAGGUUGAAGAUCUGCUGGUAGUCGAAGAGCAGCUGGACGUGGACGUACGUUCGCUCGAAACUUGCCCCUACAGUGCGGCCACCUUUGCGGACAUUUUGUCCAAGAUUCAGCACGCAGUCGAUGAUUUGUCGCUGAAGCAGUACUCUAACUUGCACGUUUGGGUCGCCCGGCUGGACGAGGAGGUAGAGAAAAAGUUGGCGAUGCGUCUGCAAGCUGGUAUACAGGCGUGGACCGAUGCGCUUACUGGCAACAAGAAAGAACUUGAUCUUUCGAUGGACACUGACGCUCCGACACAGCCUACGAUUCGCCCCGGCGGUGAUCCGCAAAUUCAGCGAGCAAUUCAUGAGAUUCGCAUAACCAACCAGCAGAUGUAUCUGUAUCCGUCGAUUGAGGAAGCUCGGUUCCAGAUCAUGCAGCAACUGUUUGCCUGGGAAGCGAUUGUGACCUCACAGACACGGCUGCAAAGCUCGCGCUACCAGGUCGGACUCGACAAGCCGGUCUCGCAGACCUAUCGCAAUCUGCUAACGAAACUUCCCAACAAGCCAGACUCGCUAGAGGGAGCUUAUGCUGCGAUUGAGAAUCAGAUUGGCGAUGUGCGCAGCUACGUCGAUGAAUGGUUACGCUACCAGAGCUUGUGGGAUUUGCAAGCUGAUAUGCUGUACGGGCGCCUCGGAGAGGACAUCAAUCUGUGGAUCAAAUGCCUGAAUGAUAUCAAGAAGUCGCGAACCACUUUCGAUACUUCGGAUACCAGGCGCGCAUACGGACCGAUUGUGAUCGAUUACGCGAAGGUACAGGCGAAGGUAACGCUGAAAUACGACUCGUGGCACAAGGAGGCUCUCAGUAAGUUUGGCCAGCUGCUGGGCAACGAGAUGAGCACGUUCCACUCGAAAGUGUCCAAGAGUCGUAGUGAUCUGGAGCAGCAAAGUAUCGAAGCGGCUAGCACAUCUGAUGCUGUUUGCUUCAUCACGUACGUGCAGUCACUGAAGAAGGAAAUGCUCGUGUGGGAUAAGCAGGUUGAGGUGUAUCGUGAGGCACAACGCAUUCUCGAACGGCAGCGCUUCCAAUUCCCGAACAAUUGGCUUCACGUGGACAAUAUCGAAGGUGAAUGGUCGGCAUUCAAUGAAAUCAUGAAGCGCAAGGAUUCUGCCAUUCAAACGCAGGUCGCCAGUCUGCAGGCAAAGAUUGUGGCCGAGGAUAAGGCUGUUGAGACGCGCACGGUUGACUUCCUGAACGAUUGGGAGAAGAACAAACCGACCGGUGGACGUACUCGGCCUGAUGAUGCAUUGCAGCAGCUUCACAUCUUCGAGACAAAGUUCUCCCGUCUGAAGGAAGAACGGGACAACGUUGCGAAGGCAAAGGAAGCACUCGAGUUGCAAGAAUCGGCCAUCCCGAACAACAGCACCGAACGAAUGUCUGUCGUGCUCGAAGAGUUGCAAGAUUUGCGUGGCGUAUGGAGCGAACUGUCGAAGGUGUGGGCUCAGAUUGAUGAGACGCGCGAAAAGCCAUGGUUGUCGGUACAGCCACGCAAGCUGCGCCAAUUGCUGGAAGCGAUGAUGAACCAACUGAAGGAACUGCCCGCUCGUUUGCGUAUGUACGAGAGCUACGAGUACGUUAAGAAGCUGCUGCAGAGCUAUAUCAAGGUGAACAUGAUGAUUGUAGAGCUAAAAUCGGAUGCCCUAAAGGAGCGUCACUGGAAGCAGCUGACCAAGCAGCUGCGUGUCAGCUGGGUAUUGUCCGAUCUAACGCUCGGCCAGGUAUGGGAUGUUAAUCUGCUGAAGAACGAAUCGAUCGUGAAGGACAUCAUUCUGGUGGCACAGGGUGAAAUGGCACUCGAGGAGUUCCUGAAGCAGGUGCGCGAAAGCUGGCAAAACUACGAGCUGGAUCUGAUCAAUUAUCAGAACAAAUGCCGUAUCAUCCGUGGCUGGGACGAUCUGUUCAACAAGGUGAAGGAACACAUCAACUCAGUCGCUGCAAUGAAGCUAUCGCCGUACUAUAAGGUGUUCGAAGAGGAAGCACUUACCUGGGAAGAGAAACUGAACCGCAUCAACUCAUUGUUUGACGUGUGGAUCGACGUUCAGCGUCGCUGGGUUUAUCUGGAAGGUAUCUUCUCUGGCAGUGCCGACAUUAAAACGCUUCUCCCGGUGGAAACGUCACGCUUCCAGAGCAUUAGCUCCGAGUUUUUGGGCUUAAUGAAGAAGGUCGCCAAAUCGCCCAAAGUGAUGGACGUGUUGAACAUCCCGGCUGUGCAACGUUCGCUCGAGCGGCUGGCCGAUCUGUUGGGCAAAAUCCAGAAAGCACUGGGAGAAUAUCUUGAACGUGAGCGUACCUCGUUCCCGCGGUUCUACUUCGUGGGUGACGAAGAUCUGCUGGAGAUCAUCGGUAACAGCAAGAACGUGGCACGGCUGCAGAAACACUUUAAGAAAAUGUUCGCCGGUGUUGCUUCCAUCCUGCUGAACGAGGAUAACACCGUGAUUUUGGGUAUAGCGUCGCGCGAAGGCGAGGAAGUUCGUUUCAUCAAGCCCGUCUCCACGGUCGAACAUCCCAAGAUCAACGAGUGGCUGUCACUGGUGGAGAAGGAGAUGCGUUUCACGCUUGCCUCUUACCUAGCACAAGCAGUGCAAGACAUUAAACAAUUCAAGGAUAUCAUCGAUACACAAAAAUACAUGGAAUGGUGCGACAAAUACCAAGCGCAGAUUGUUGUUCUUGCGGCCCAAAUUCUUUGGUCGGAAGAUGUUGAAAAUGCUUUGCAACAAACUUCCGAAGGUGGAAAUGGUGGUAACGGAAAGGAUAAGACACCAUUGCAUCGCGUACUCACCACCGUCGAAGCAACGUUGAACGUGUUGGCCGAUUCGGUACUGCAAGAGCAGCCACCGCUGCGGCGCAAAAAGCUGGAACAUCUGAUCAACGAGUUCGUUCACAAGCGUACCGUCACGCGCCGACUGAUCGCGCACGGUGUCAACAAUCCGAAAUCGUUCCACUGGCUGUGCGAGAUGCGCUUCUACUUCGAUCCGCGCCAAACGGAGGUGCUGCAGCAGCUGACGAUCCACAUGGCGAACGCGCGCUUCUACUACGGGUUCGAGUAUCUGGGCGUGCAGGACCGGCUCGUGCAGACGCCGCUCACCGAUCGCUGCUACCUGACGAUGACGCAGGCCCUGGAGGCGCGGCUCGGCGGAUCACCGUUCGGGCCGGCCGGUACCGGCAAGACGGAAUCGGUGAAGGCGCUCGGUAAUCAGCUGGGUCGCUUCGUGCUCGUCUUCAACUGUGACGAAACGUUCGACUUCCAGGCGAUGGGCCGCAUCUUUGUUGGUCUGUGUCAGGUCGGCGCUUGGGGCUGUUUCGACGAGUUCAAUCGGCUCGAGGAGCGCAUGCUGUCAGCCGUGUCGCAACAGAUCCAAACCAUCCAAGAGGCGCUCAAAUCGCAACAGGACGCGAACCGAGACGCGCAAAGCAUUACGGUCGAGCUGGUCGGUAAGCAGGUGCGCGUUUCGACCGAUAUGGCCAUCUUCAUCACGAUGAAUCCGGGUUAUGCGGGCCGUUCGAACCUGCCGGACAAUCUGAAGAAGCUGUUCCGCUCGCUGGCAAUGACCACACCGGACCGUCAGCUGAUAGCGGAAGUGAUGCUGUUCAGCCAGGGUUUCCGUACGGCGGAAAAGCUUGCCUGCAAGAUCGUACCGUUCUUCAAGCUGUGCGACGAGCAGUUAUCCAACCAAUCGCAUUACGAUUUUGGAUUGCGUGCGCUUAAAUCCGUGCUCGUGUCGGCCGGUAAUGUGAAGCGCGAUCGAAUCAUGAAGAUCAAGGACAACAAGAAGCAGCAGGGUGAGGAGAACAUUGACGAGGCAUCGAUUGCGGAAAACCUUCCCGAACAGGAGAUUCUCAUACAGUCCGUGUGCGAAACGAUGGUUCCGAAGCUGGUGGCGGAGGACAUUCCGCUGCUGUUUUCGCUGCUGAGCGAUGUGUUCCCGAACGUGGGCUAUACGCGCGCCGAAAUGAAGGGCCUGAAGGACGAAAUCCGUAAGGUGUGCUCGGAGGAGUAUUUGGUGUGCGGAGAAGGUGAUGAGCAGGGUGGCGCCUGGAUGGAGAAGGGAUUCGGCGAAACGUGGGUUGACAAAGUUUUACAAUUGUACCAAAUUUCGAACCUCAACCACGGUCUGAUGAUGGUCGGUCCAUCCGGAUCGGGUAAAUCAUCCGCCUGGAAGGUGUUGUUGAAGGCGCUGGAGCGCUUCGAAGGUACCGAAGGUGUAGCGCACGUAAUCGACCCGAAAGCCAUCUCGAAGGAAGCACUGUACGGUGUGCUGGAUCCGAAUACGCGCGAAUGGACCGAUGGGUUGUUCACACACAUCCUGCGCAAAAUCAUCGACAAUGUGCGCGGUGAGAUCAACAAGCGACAGUGGAUUAUCUUCGAUGGUGACGUCGAUCCGGAAUGGGUCGAAAACCUCAACUCCGUGCUGGACGAUAACAAGCUGCUAACGCUACCGAACGGCGAGCGUCUAUCGUUGCCACCGAACGUGCGCAUCAUGUUCGAGGUGCAGGACCUGAAGUACGCCACACUGGCCACUGUAUCGCGUUGCGGUAUGGUUUGGUUCUCGGAGGACGUACUCUCGACGGAGAUGAUCUUCGAAAACUAUAUGUCACGCCUGCGGCACAUCCCGCUGGAGGACGGCGAGGAGGAAAGCUUUAGCGGGCAAACCAAGAGCAACGAGAAGGAAGAUGAGGUGACGCCAGCGCUGCAAACGCAACGCGAAAUUGCUGCGCUGCUGCAACCGUACUUCAAUUCGGACGGGUUGGUUGUCCGCUGCCUUGAGUAUGCGAUGGGUCAGGAGCAUAUCAUGGACUUUACCCGGCUGAGGGCUCUCAGCUCACUGUUUUCGAUGCUGAACCAAGGCGCACGGAACGUGUUGACCUUCAACCAACAACAUCCCGAUUUCCCCGUUCCACCGGAGCAGCUGGAACAGUACAUUCCGAAGUUGCUAAUCUACUCGAUGCUGUGGUCGUUUGCGGGUGAUUCCAAGCUGAAAGUUCGUUCCGAUUUGGGUGACUUCUUGCGCAGCAUUACCACGGUGACGCUUCCGGCACAAGGUGGCAAUCCAAUCAUCGAUUACGAAGUAAACAUCCAAGGUGAUUGGGUACCGUGGUCGAACAAGGUGCCGGUGAUUGAGAUCGAAACGCACAAGGUAGCCGCACCGGAUGUGGUCGUACCAACGUUGGACACGGUACGCCAUGAAUCGCUCCUGUACACCUGGCUGGCUGAACAUAAACCACUCGUUCUGUGUGGUCCCCCCGGUUCCGGUAAAACAAUGACACUAUUCUCAGCCCUUCGUGCCCUGCCCGACAUGGAGGUUGUAGGGUUGAACUUCUCCUCCGCUACGACGCCGGAGCUGCUGUUGAAAACGUUUGAUCACUACUGUGAGUAUCGUAAAACACCGAACGGUGUUGUACUGGCACCGGUACAGCUCGGCAAGUGGUUGGUACUGUUUUGCGACGAAAUCAAUCUGCCCGAUAUGGACUCGUACGGUACGCAGCGUGUCAUUUCCUUCCUGCGACAGCUUGUCGAGCACAAAGGUUUCUAUCGUGCGGCAGACCAAUCGUGGGUAUCGCUGGAACGCAUCCAGUUCGUUGGAGCUUGUAAUCCACCGACCGAUCCAGGCCGUAAGCCACUGAGCCAUCGGUUCCUGCGCCACGUGCCGAUCAUCUACGUGGAUUACCCGGGUGAGACUUCGCUCAAGCAGAUUUACGGCACGUUCAGCCGGGCGAUGCUCCGCCUGAUGCCGAAUCUGCGCGGAUACGCCGAACCGCUCACGAAUGCGAUGGUCGAAUUUUAUCUCGCUUCGCAGGAUCGCUUCACGCAGGAUAUGCAACCGCACUACGUGUACUCGCCGCGUGAGAUGACACGCUGGGUGCGUGGUAUCUGUGAGGCCAUUCGUCCACUGGAUAACCUACCGGUCGAGGGGCUGGUGCGAUUGUGGGCGCAUGAAGCACUUCGUCUGUUCCAGGAUCGAUUGGUGGAAGAGUCGGAACGUCGUUGGACGAACGAAAACAUUGACCUCGUUGCAACGAAACACUUCCCGAGCGUCGAUCGCGAGAAGGCACUCACGCGUCCUAUUCUCUACAGUAACUGGCUGUCGAAGGACUACAUGCCGGUCAAUCGGGACGAGUUGCGCGAUUACGUCAAGGCGCGCCUGAAGGUGUUCUACGAGGAGGAACUCGACGUACCGCUGGUGCUUUUCGACGAAGUGUUGGAGCACGUACUGCGCAUCGAUCGAAUCUUCCGUCAACCGCAGGGCCAUCUGUUGCUGAUCGGUGUAUCCGGUGCAGGAAAGACAACACUGUCUCGCUUUGUCGCGUGGAUGAAUGGAUUGUCCAUCUUCCAGAUUAAGGUGCACAACAAGUACACGAGCGAAGACUUCGACGAGGAUUUGCGGUGUGUGUUGCGCCGGGCCGGUUGCAAGGAUGAAAAGAUCGCCUUCAUACUGGAUGAAUCGAACGUAUUGGAUUCGGGCUUCCUGGAGCGUAUGAACACGCUGCUGGCGAACGGCGAAGUGCCCGGAUUGUUCGAGGGUGAUGAGUACACGACGCUCAUGACCCAGUGCAAAGAGGGCGCUCAGCGCGAAGGACUAAUGCUUGAUUCAAGCGACGAACUGUACAAGUGGUUCACGCAGCAAGUAAUGCGGAACCUGCACGUAGUAUUCACCAUGAAUCCAUCAACCGAUGGGCUGAAGGAUAGGGCUGCCACUUCGCCCGCGCUGUUCAAUCGCUGCGUGCUUAACUGGUUUGGUGAUUGGUCCGAUUCGGCACUGUUCCAGGUGGGCAAAGAAUUCACUAUCCGUGUCGAUCUGGAGAAACCUACCUGGUCCGCACCGGACUUCUUCCCGGCCGUUUGUCCUCUGGUAUCAAACACCCCUUCGCAUCGCGAUGCAGUCAUAAACAGCUGCGUUUACGUACAUCAAACGCUGCACAAGGCGAAUGCGCGACUGGCAAAGCGUGGCAGUCGCACGAUGGCCAUUACGCCCCGUCAUUAUUUGGAUUUCAUCCAUCACUUUGUGAAACUUUACUCGGAAAAACGCAGCGAUUUGGAGGAGCAACAGCUACACUUGAACGUCGGUCUGAACAAGAUUGCCGAAACGGUUGAACAGGUUGAAGAAAUGCAAAAAUCAUUGGCAGUCAAAUCCCAGGAACUGCAGGCAAAGAAUGAGGCGGCUAACGCGAAACUGAAGCAAAUGUUCAAGGAUCAACAGGAAGCAGAAAUAAAGAAGGUGCAAUCACAAGAAAUUCAGCAACAGCUGGCGGAACAAACGGUCAAGAUCGAAGAAAAGCGAAAGGAUGUAAUGGCAGACCUGGCGCAAGUCGAACCGGCCGUUAUUGACGCCCAAGCCGCGGUAAAAUCGAUCAAGAAACAGCAUCUCGUCGAGGUACGUUCGAUGGCGAAUCCACCGGCCGUGGUUAAGUUGGCGCUCGAAUCGAUCUGUCUGCUGCUAGGAGAGAACGCAUCGGACUGGAAAUCCAUUCGUGCCGUUAUAAUGCGGGAAAACUUUAUCAACUUGAUUGUGUCAAAUUUCAGUACCGAAGACAUAACCGAUGAGGUGCGUGAAAAGAUGAAGUCGAAGUAUCUGAGCAAUCCGGACUACAACUUCGAGAAAGUGAACCGCGCCUCGAUGGCAUGCGGUCCCAUGGUGAAGUGGGCGAUCGCUCAGGUCGAGUACGCUGACAUGUUGAAGCGCGUCGAACCUUUGCGCGAAGAGCUGAGCUCGCUAGAGCGGCAGGCGGAGACGAACAUUAAGCACGGCAAGGAAGUGAAGGAACUGAUCGCACAGCUCGAGCAGAGCAUUGCCGCGUACAAGGAAGAGUACGCACAGCUUAUCUCGCAAGCGCAAGCCAUUAAGACCGAUCUGGAGAACGUGCAGGCGAAGGUCGAUCGUUCGAUCGCGCUCCUGAAGAGUUUGGUCAUCGAGCGGGAACGCUGGGAAGCGACGAGCGAAACGUUCCGCUCGCAGAUGUCCACCAUCGUCGGUGAUGUUUUGCUGUCGGCUGCAUUUAUUGCGUACGGUGGAUAUUUCGAUCAGCAUUAUCGCAGCAAUCUCUUCUCGACCUGGUGCCAACAUCUGCAGGCAGCUAACAUUCAGUUCCGGGCGGAUAUUGCCCGUACCGAAUAUUUGUCUAAUCCGGACGAGCGUUUGCGCUGGCAAGCGAACGCACUGCCGACCGAUGAUCUGUGCACGGAGAAUGCAAUCAUGCUGAAGCGCUUCAAUCGCUACCCGUUGAUCAUCGAUCCUUCCGGCCAGGCUACGGAGUUCAUCAUGAACGAGUUCAAGGAUAAGAAGAUCACCAAGACGAGCUUCCUGGAUGAUUCGUUCCGCAAGAACCUUGAAUCGGCAUUGCGCUUCGGUAAUCCGUUGCUUGUGCAAGACGUGGAGAAUUACGAUCCGAUACUGAACCCGGUGCUAAAUCGUGAACUGCGUCGUACCGGUGGUCGCGUGUUGAUCACGCUCGGCGACCAGGACAUUGAUCUGUCGCCGUCGUUCGUCAUCUUCCUGUCGACGCGUGAUCCUACGGUGGAGUUCCCUCCGGACAUCUGUUCGCGUGUCACGUUCGUUAAUUUCACCGUGACGCGCAGCUCGCUCCAAUCGCAGUGUCUCAACCAGGUACUGAAAGCCGAAAGACCCGACAUUGACGAGAAGCGUUCGGAUCUGCUGAAGCUGCAGGGUGAGUUCCAUCUGCGGCUGCGCCAGCUGGAGAAGAGUUUGCUGCAGGCGUUGAACGACGCCAAGGGCAAGAUUUUGGACGACGAUUCAGUCAUUACCACGUUGGAAACGCUCAAGAAGGAAGCGGCCGAUAUUGGACAGAAGGUGGAAGAAACGGACAAGGUUAUCGGUGAGAUUGAAACGGUUUCGCAACAGUACCUCUCGCUGUCACAGGCCUGCUCGAACAUCUACUUUACUAUGGACAGCCUGAACCAGGUACACUUCCUGUACCAGUACUCUUUGAAAAUGUUCCUGGACAUAUUCAGCACCGUACUGCACAACAAUCCGAAACUGGAAGGCAAAUCGGACCAUACCGCACGGUUGCUUAUUAUUACGUCCGAUCUGUACCGUGUAUGUUACGAUCGUGUUGCACGUGGUAUGUUACAUGCCGACCGGCUCACGUUUGCGAUUCUGUUGUGUCGCAUCCAUCUGAAGGGCACAUCGGAACCGAAUCUCGAUCAAGAAUUUAACUUCUUCCUGCGCAACAAGGAAGGUCUAGUGGCGUCUGCAAGCCACGUCGACGGAGUAAGUGCGGAACAGCUCGAAUCUGUCACACGGCUAGCGACUCGAUUGUCCAUCUUCCGCAAGCUGCUGGACAAAAUCAAAUCUAUGCCCGAGCUUACCGCUUGGCUGCAGCAAGGUUCGCCGGAACAGAACGUACCGGUGCUGUGGGACGAAUCGAAGGCACUGUCAUCGGUUUCGGCGGCCAUGCAUCAGCUGUUACUGAUUCAAGCAUUCCGACCAGAUCGUGUCAUUGCAGCGGCACAUCUGUUCGUGUCGACCGUGUUGGGCGAGGACUUUAUGCCACAGGCCGAGAAGGAACUGGACUUUGCAACAUGUGUCGAGAAGGAGCUGAACAGCAACACGCCCGCUCUGUUGUGCUCUGUCACCGGGUAUGAUGCAUCAUCCCGUGUUGAUGAUCUAGCCGCGGAGCUGAACAAACAGAUAUCGAGUAUCGCCAUCGGUUCGGCGGAAGGUUUCAACCAGGCCGAACGGGCCAUCAACAUGGCAUGCAAGUCUGGUCGUUGGGUGCUUCUGAAAAACGUGCAUCUGGCGCCACAGUGGUUGGUACAGCUGGAGAAGAAGCUUCACUCGCUGCAACCUCACUCUGGUUUCCGGUUGUUCCUCACGAUGGAGAUCAAUCCGAAGGUGCCGGUGAAUUUGCUCCGGGCGGGCCGUAUCUUUGUGUACGAACCACCACCAGGCAUACGGGCUAACCUGUUGCGUACGUUCUCGACCGUGCCGGCAGCACGCAUGAUGAAACAACCGAGCGAACGUGCUCGAUUGUACUUCCUGCUGUCCUGGUUCCACGCUAUUGUCCAGGAACGUCUCCGGUACGUCCCACUUGGUUGGGCGAAGAAGUACGAAUUCAACGAGUCGGAUCUGCGCGUAGCCUGCGAUACGCUCGACACGUGGAUCGAUGCGACGGCAAUGGGCCGAACCAAUCUACCACCCGAGAAAGUCCCGUGGGAUGCGCUGGUAACACUGCUGUCGCAGAGUAUCUACGGUGGUAAGAUCGAUAACGAUUUCGAUCAGCGGCUGUUGGCUUCCUUCCUGUCCAAACUGUUUACGGCCCAUAGCUUCGAGGCUGAGUUUGCACUGGUCGCCAACGUGGACGGUGUGGCCGGUGGACCAAACGGUCAACGGCACAUCACCAUGCCAGAUGGAACGCGACGCGAUCACUUCCUUAAGUGGAUCGAAGCGCUGGCUGACCGGCAGACACCAUCUUGGCUCGGUCUGCCGAACAAUGCCGAGAAAGUGUUGCUGACCACGCGCGGUACGGAUCUUAUUAGCAAGCUGCUCAAGAUGCAACAGCUAGAGGAUGACGAUGAGCUGGCGUACAGCAACGAUGAGAGCCUUGACACGAUGCAAACACGUCAGGAAGAUGGUCGACCGUCGUGGAUGAAGACACUGCACAACAGCGCCCUGACCUGGUUGGAGCUGUUGCCCAAGAGCCUCGCUACGCUGAAGCGUACCGUCGAGAACAUCAAGGAUCCGCUGUAUCGCUACUUCGAACGAGAGGUAUCCAGUGGCGCGAAACUACUGCAGACGGUUGUGAGUGAUCUGCAGGAUGUGGUGUUGAUCUGUCAGGGUGAGAAGAAGCAGACGAACUAUCACCGUACGAUGCUGAGCGAGUUGGUGCGUGGUAUUUUACCCGCGGGUUGGCGUCGGUACACCGUACCUGCCGGAUGUACGGUCAUCCAGUGGAUAACGGACUUCAGCCAGCGCGUUCAGCAGCUACAGAAAGUGUCCACGUUGGUGUCGCAAGCAGGCGCCAAAGAGCUGCAGAGCUUCCCGGUCUGGUUGGGAGGACUGUUCAAUCCGGAAGCGUACAUUACCGCGACUCGACAGUGUGUUGCGCAAGCCAACAGCUGGUCCUUGGAGGAAUUGACCCUCACCGUAACGAUCACGGAAAGUGGUUCCGAUAGUUACGAUAAUAUGAAGGAUAGCAGCUUCGGUGUAUCCGGUCUUAAGCUGCAAGGCGCCCAAUGCAAGAACAACCAACUUCUGCUAACGUCCGCGAUCAUGACGGAGUUGCCGCUGACGUUGCUAAAGUGGACACGCAUCGAUUCGGAAGCGGCCCGGGGCACGAAGCUAACGCUACCGGUCUAUCUGAACUCUACCCGUGUGGAGCUGCUGUUUACGGUUGAUAUGACCGUGGCACCGGGACAGGAUCCGCACAGCUUCUACGAACGUGGUGUCGCUGUGCUAGCGUCAACUGCCCUGAAUUAA
This is a messenger RNA of Anopheles marshallii, 14067 nucleotides long. It is a transcript of the gene Dhc64C, whose product is annotated as dynein heavy chain, cytoplasmic. The coding region runs from base 1 to 14067 and encodes 4688 amino acids. The transcript has 10 exons. Lineage: Eukaryota; Metazoa; Arthropoda; Insecta; Diptera; Culicidae. Gene Ontology annotation, cellular component: dynein complex. Gene Ontology annotation, biological process: microtubule-based movement. Gene Ontology annotation, molecular function: minus-end-directed microtubule motor activity; dynein intermediate chain binding; dynein light intermediate chain binding. The record is from RefSeq and is a predicted model, not a curated record.